ACAGGAAUGGACAUUUAGAAUAGAGAUAAAUGUAAAAUGUUGCAACUGCACUUCGUCCUGUUUUAUCAAGCCCGAAAUAAUGGCAGAUGAGACACACUGCUCGGAGUUCAGGGACUGGGAGGUGGACACUGCAGCCUGUAAUGGAGUGAAAGAGGAGAAACAGCUUUCUGCUGCUCAGAGAAGAAACUACAGCCUCUGUAGGAGGAAGACGUUUUCUGCCUUUGUUGCGACCAAGAGGAACCACAGUGAAGCGAACGCCCCAUCUUGGCACUGCUGCGGUCAGAUCUUCAACGAUCACUCUGCUAUUCACAAACACGUGGCCCGGACUCACGAUGCUGAAAUCCAGCAGGUCACAAAGGACUCGUACGAACGGUUGUUCAGUAAACUGAAAGAAGAGCCAGAAACAAAGCAGCCCAAUGAGUUUAAAGCUGAGGAUGUAGACAUCUCUACAUGGAUACCCAACGUGAGCCACGUCUCAACGGAGCAGCUCAAAAAUGGUCCAGGGAGGGUUCUCCUCUACUACCACUACUGUCAGGUGAAAGAUCCACACGUCAUCUGUGCCUGGCAGAAAGCUUUGUGUGAGAAACUGCACUUAAGCGGCAAGAUCCGAGUGGCAACAGAAGGCAUCAACGGAACAGUGGGUGGCACCACCGUGGCCACUGACAUUUACAUUGAAGCAAUGCAAUCACACCCGCUGUUCCGGAUGGGAAAAGAUGACUUUAAGAGCAGUGAUGGAGGUGCAGAGUGUUUCACCGACUUGAAAGUCGGUGUCUUCAAGGAAAUCGUCCCCAUGGGGGUGGAUCCUGACGUUCUCUCCUACCAGCAAGCAGGAGUUCAUUUGGAGCCUGAGGAGUUUCACAAAGAAGUGGAAACUCUUCUAGCUAAAGGAGACCUGUGUGACGACACCAUCCUCUUGGACUGCCGCAAUUUUUACGAGAGUAAAAUUGGUCAGUUCACGCAGUGUUUGGCCCCCGACAUCCGGAAGUUCAGCUACUUCCCGGACUACGUGGACCAGAACCUGGAGCUGUUCAGAGACAAGAAGGUGCUGAUGUACUGCACAGGAGGGAUCCGGUGUGAGCGCGGCUCCGCAUACCUCCGCUCCAAAGAGGUGUGUAAAGAGGUUUAUCAGCUGAAAGGUGGCAUUCAUAAGUACCUGGAACGUUUCCCAGAAGGUUUUUACCGUGGGAAACUCUUCGUGUUUGACGAGCGCUACGCCAUCUCCUCCAACAGCGACGUCAUCUCAGACUGCAGGUACUGCGGCUGUCCGUGGGACCGCUACGAGCUCUGUUCCACCCGGUCCUGCUGCCAGCUGGUUCUGUCCUGUACGAGCUGCAGGCAGGACGGACGCACGGCGUGCUGCCCCACCUGUCAGGCCAAAGGGCGGGCUCGGAUCGAGGCCUCGCCGCCGCACAAAGAGGAGUGCGAGUGCACCGACCAACGGCCCAGAAUCCCUCAGGAUGUGCCGCCGCACCCCGACUGAGAAAUCUGAUCCAUUGGAAGUGGAUGGAAAAUUUGAACUUUCAAGAAUAUGUAUAUUUGCUGAUUUUAUAUGUGAAUUACUGUAAACAUUUUAUCUUCAAUAACAACAAAACCAUCGUUUCCAAUUACAGUUCAGAACUGUCAUGACUGUUUUCUUUCCACCUAUACUGCUUUGUCCAACUUGAGAGGAGCUACAGUAUUUUAUUUUUUUAAAGCAAGUUUAAGAUCGUUUUUUUUUUCAAUCACCUAAAAGCUAACAACGAACACACAUAUAGAAAAUGAACAGUUUUGCAGAUCCCGUGUGCGCAUG
Molecule: messenger RNA, 1789 nt
Organism: Salarias fasciatus (jewelled blenny)
Lineage: Eukaryota; Metazoa; Chordata; Actinopteri; Blenniiformes; Blenniidae
Gene: tstd2
Product: thiosulfate sulfurtransferase like domain containing 2
Exons: 9
Coding region: 80-1480 (466 amino acids)
Source: RefSeq, a predicted model, not a curated record